AUGGGAAACGCCCAACCGCGCGGCGGAGGCUUCCCAGGAGGCUCUGAAGAAGACAAGGAGAAGAAGAAAGAGAGAAAGAGACUCGAGGCGGCUCCACCCACCCACGUCGGAAAGAGAAAGAAGCGAGGAAAGGGACCGGUUGGACACAGCAAGCUUCCCACUGUGACGCCGAUUACAAAGUGUCGCCUGCGUCUCCUCCGUCUCGAGCGCAUCAAAGAUUACCUUCUUCUCGAGGAAGAGUAUAUCACGAACCAGGAGCAACGGAAACCCGCCGAGGAGAAGAACGAGGAAGACGUGAACCGCGUGGACGAACUGCGAGGCUCGCCGCUGAGUGUCGGGAACCUCGAAGAAAUCAUCGACGAGCAGCACGCGAUCGUCUCGUCCUCAAUCGGCCCCGAGUACUACGUCAACAUUCUUUCUUUCGUCGACAAAGACAUUCUCGAGCCAGGAUGCAGCGUCCUCCUCCACAACAAAACGAGCAGCAUCGUGGGAAUUUUGAACGACGAAGUUGAUCCCCUCAUCUCCGUCAUGAAAGUUGAGAAGGCUCCCCUCGAGACUUACGCCGACAUUGGCGGCUUGGAGAAACAGAUUCAGGAAGUGAAGGAAGCGGUCGAGUUCCCUCUGACCCAUCCUGAGUUCUUCGACGACAUCGGCAUCAGUCCACCAAAGGGCGUCAUUCUCUACGGGCCCCCAGGAACAGGAAAGACGCUUCUCGCGAAGGCCGUGGCCAACGAGACUUCCGCGACCUUUCUUCGAGUUGUCGGGAGUGAACUGAUUCAAAAGUACUUGGGAGACGGACCGAAGCUGGUCAGGGAAAUGUUCAAACUCGCCCACGAGCACGCGCCGAGCAUUGUCUUCAUCGACGAAAUCGACGCGGUCGGGACGAAACGGUACGACGCCACGAGCGGAGGAGAGAAAGAGAUUCAGCGAACUAUGCUGGAGUUGCUCAACCAACUCGAUGGCUUCGAAAGCAAAGGAGACGUGAAAGUGAUCAUGGCCACCAAUCGAAUCGAGAGUCUUGACCCUGCGCUCAUUCGACCUGGACGCAUCGACCGAAAGAUUCAGCUGCCGAAUCCAGACACCAAAACAAAGCGGAAGAUCUUCCAGAUUCACACCGCGAAGAUGACCAUGGCGGACGACGUCGACCUCGAGGAGUUUGUCAUGGCGAAGGACGAACUCUCCGGCGCCGACAUCAAGGCGACGUGCACGGAGGCAGGGCUGCUGGCUCUGCGCGAACGGCGCAUGAAGAUCACCCAGGAAGACCUGAGGAAAGCGAAGGAGAAGGCGCUUUACCAGAAGAAGGGAAACAUUCCGGAGAGUCUCUACCUCUGA
Molecule: messenger RNA, 1332 nt
Organism: Neospora caninum
Lineage: Eukaryota; Apicomplexa; Conoidasida; Eucoccidiorida; Sarcocystidae
Product: probable 26S protease regulatory subunit 6B,related
Exons: 11
Coding region: 1-1332 (443 amino acids)
Biological process (GO): proteasome-mediated ubiquitin-dependent protein catabolic process
Cellular component (GO): proteasome regulatory particle, base subcomplex
Molecular function (GO): proteasome-activating activity; ATP binding; ATP hydrolysis activity
Source: RefSeq, a predicted model, not a curated record